AGCUUCGAGUUAAGUUCACUCUUGAGCUCUGUCAAAUAAAAGGAAGUAAUGUGUAUGCCUGCAUUAUUUCGACGGAACCAUUUACAAGAGACAGAGGUUUCCUCCUAUGGUCUACAGCCCCUCUUACGUUACACUAGCAAAUUAGUAAUGGCAUUUUUACCUAGAGCCUUUCUUCUACUGCUUCUGGCAGUAGUUUGUAUUCAACUGAGUGGAGUUCUAGCUGAUGGACCUGACAGGUGCUGGUGUUUGAACAGUUUGAAGAAACAUGUCCCAAGAGAAGAUAUUGAAGAGUUCUCUAUUUUCCCCAGAAGAUCACAUUGUGACAGCGCUGAAAUCAUACUGACACUGAAACCUGUGAAUAACUCAUCUGAAGUCAUUCAGCGCUGCUUGAGUCCAGACACAAAACAAGGCAUUAACCUGCAGCUUUGUUGGAACAGGAAGAACAUCAACAAGACCUCCACAUUUAAGAUGUCCAACUGUUUCUAAAGCCAUACAUUAAAGUGCAGAAGAAGAAAAAGGGAGGACAGAAGGGGGGAUCUGGGAACUCCAGGAAAUUCCAUCCUGUCACAUGACCCUGCUGGCCAAUCAGAAUCCUGGGAUUUAGGUGUUGGGCUCAUGUUGCUCUUGGGAAACCACAGAAGACUUGAAAACACUCGGACCACUGUCAGUAUCCGCCGGACACAGAUGUUGUCGACAAACGCAUUUGGAUUAGAAUUCACUUGCGAUAUGACUGAAGCACUGAAUAGAUCAUUACUCCAAGCAGUAUUUAAAAGACUAUAUAUUAAUUUAACUUAUUUUAUAAUGUACAUUUUUUUAAAAGUGUUACUUUUUUUUUUAUCUGACCAGAGCAUUUAAUGUUAUAUGUGAUGUGUUAGGACUGAUUGGGUCAAAUUGUUUCUUGAGCAUGUAAUUUUAUUGCACACAAAGUACAUUUUUAGGCUACCUAACAAAAUAUUUUUAGAAAGUAGUCUACUUUUGUAUCGUUUUGUAAUAAAAGCCAAUUUCAAGUUAUUUUGCAUAUUUAUUUUCAAAAUCCAUUAUAUUUUUCUGUUGAUAUGAUGAUAUGUGUAUGAUUAAAUUAUAUAGGAAAACAUGUCAGUUUAGUAGUAAAAUGUAUCUCGAAAGUGGAGGAAGACUACUUAGAUGCUGUUCUUCUGCUAUUAUUAUUUUUUUUUUUAUGGUAGAUUUUACAAGAGUCCCCCCUACUGGUCAUGUCCAAAAAUGUAUGCUCAAAAAGCCUCAAAUUUUCAAGAUUGACAAAAUAACUAUUUAACAGAUGCGUUUAUCCAAGUGUUUUGCUUAAGGGUGUGUGGUUCAAACCUUUUUGGCUUCCAGCCUAGAUCAUUAACCACUAUGUCACCAUGGACAGUUUAAUAGGGAAUGCAUUUAGUUUUAAAAAGAUAUUGAGUCAGAAUGCAAGAAAUUGCCAAUGAUCACUCAGUUUUACAUCCUCACACAUCUACAGCUGUUGUGAUCCAGCAUGUUCGACUGAGUGAAAUGUGCUGGGGGAAAUACACUGUUUAUUUAUUUUU
Carassius gibelio (silver crucian carp) is the source of this 1532-nucleotide messenger RNA. Its product is annotated as C-X-C motif chemokine 11. Gene Ontology annotation, cellular component: extracellular region. Bases 49 to 486 code for a protein of 145 amino acids. The record is from RefSeq and is a predicted model, not a curated record. NCBI's taxonomy places the organism in Eukaryota, Metazoa, Chordata, Actinopteri, Cypriniformes, Cyprinidae. Gene Ontology annotation, molecular function: chemokine activity. The transcript is spliced from 4 exons. Gene Ontology annotation, biological process: immune response.